UCGAUAUGUUAGCGGGGAAUCCAUUUCCUCCAUAUUGGAAAUUCACCUCGUGGUUUGGGCUUGUUGAUUCUAUGGGAUUUGUCACUUGCCGUUACGUUUAGGUCACCUAAACAAUACCAAAAUGCCUACCAACAACCCUUUACCUCCAAAAGAAAACAAUUUCUUCAAGAGAAUUUUGAAAUGUUACGAGCAAAAGCAGUACAAGAAUGGGCUGAAAUUUGCCAAACAGAUUCUGACAAAUCCCAAGUAUUCAGAACAUGGAGAGACCCUGGCCAUGAAGGGCCUGACACUGAACUGUCUUGGUAGGAAGGAGGAGGCCUAUGACCAUGUGCGGCGGGGACUGAGGAACGACCUUCGCAGUCAUGUCUGUUGGCAUGUGUAUGGUUUGCUACAGCGAUCCGAUCGGAAAUAUGAUGAGGCCAUCAAGGCUUACAGGAACGCACUCAAGUGGGACAAGGAUAACCUGCAGAUCUUGCGAGAUCUGUCCUUGUUACAGAUACAGAUGCGAGACUUGGAGGGCUACAGAGACACACGUUACCAACUGCUUGUUUUGCGGCCUGGACAGCGUGCAUCCUGGAUUGGCUAUGCCAUGUCUUAUCAUCUCCUGAAGGACUAUGAUAUGGCCUUCAGUAUCAUUGAGGAGUUCCGCAAGACACAAAUGCCAAAACCACUGGACUAUGAGCACAGUGAACUCCUCAUGUAUCAGAAUCUUGUACUGCGUGAAUCGGGACUGAAUUCAGAAGCAUUUAGCCAUUUAGAAAAAUAUGAAAAACAAAUUGUAGACAAGUUAGCUGUUCAAGAAAUUAGAGGUGAACUGUACCAGAAGUUGGGCAGGCACGAAGAAUCUGCUGAAGUAUACAGAGAUCUGAUCAAGAGAAAUCCAGAGAAUUGGGGCCAUUACAAGAUGCAUGAAGAGGCUGCGAAACCUAAAAGUGUAGAAGAACGUCUCCAGUUGUAUAUGGAUAUAGAAAAAGAUUUUCCACGCGCCUCCGCCCCAAAGAGGCUUCCACUGGCCUUUACCACAGGAAACACGUUUAUUAGUUUAUUGGAUACCUAUCUGAGAAAAGCUUUCCACAAAGGGGUACCGCCACUGUUUGUCACACUUAAAUCUCUAUACACAGACCCCAACAAGGUGAAAGUGGUUGAGGAAAUAGUAUUGGGUUACAUGGAGAGCCUAAAGAAGGUGGAAAAGUUUGAUGAAACUGAUGAGGGUGAGUUGGAGCCACCCACUUCUUUGGUGUGGGUUUACUACUUCCUUGCCUCACAUUUUGACCAUCAGGGCAACACAACGCGGGCGAUGGAAAUUAUCAACACAGCCCUAGAACACACGCCACUACUCAUAGAGCUAUACGCUCUGAAGGCAAAGAUACAUAAGCAUGCGGGUGAUAUAGAGGAAGCAAUGCGAUUGAUGGACGAGGCCCAAUCCCUGGACACUGCCGACCGUUACAUCAACUCCAAGUGUGCCAAGUACAUGCUCAAGGCUAACCUCAUCACUGAGGCCGCUGAUAUGUGCUCCAAAUUCACACGUGAGGGUGUGUCUGCUAUGGACAACUUGAACGAGAUGCAGUGCAUGUGGUUCCAGACAGAAUGUGCGGCCACACACCAACGCACAGGCAAGUGGGGAGAGUCUCUAAAGAAGUGUCAUGAAAUUGACAGGCACUUCACAGAGAUAAUUGAGGACCAGUUUGACUUCCAUACAUAUUGCAUGAGAAAGAUGACGUUACGAGCCUACAUAGGAUUGCUGCGCCUUGAGGAUGUGCUUCGCAAUCAUCCUUUCUACUACAAAGCAGCAAAAAUAGCAAUAGAGAUAUAUCUUCACUUGAAUGAUCACCCGCUGGCUGAGAACGAAACAGACAAUUCCUUAGACACGGAAAAUCUUACACCAAGUGAAUUGAAAAAAUUACGAAAUAAGCAGCGAAAAGCUGCAAAAAAGGCCCAACAGGCCAAGGAAAAACAGAAAGCAGAACAGGACAAAAAAGAGCAACAGAGCAAAAAGCAGCAGGAUGGCGAGAUGGAUGGGCCUAAGGAGGAAGAAUUGAUCCCUGACAAACUGGCCAGGACUGAAGAACCACUGGAACAGGCCAUCCGCUUCCUAAAGCCGCUACAGAUGUUAGCAAAGGACAAAAUACAAACCCAUAUAUUUGCUUUUGAAAUUUAUAGUAGAAAGGGUAAACACCUGUUAAUGUUACAAUCACUAAAACGAGGCCGCCGUAUCGACUCUGACGACCCUCAGUUACAUAUUUGUUUACUGAGGUUUUUACAAAAAGUGACUAAGAAGGGAGCAAUACCAGAUGCUGUCAAAAAGGUGUUAGAAAUGGAAACGUUACCACUUCAUCAAGGAAAAGAUGUAAAAACACUCAACAUAGAGUACAUCUCACGGAAUAGCAGCUCGCUAUUACACAGAUUAGCAGGUGCUAGGAUGAUGUAUGAAUUAGAUUCCUCAGAAAUAGUACAGAAAAAAGCAUUAGAAAUGGCCAUAAGUCUUUCUGAGGAUUUAAAAGGAAUCAGUAUAAAGAAUUGUAUAGAAGUGUUGGAAGCAAUGUGCCGAGGAGACUUUGGUGAGUGUGAGAGCGUUGCACAAGACUAUCAGGCGCGGUGCCACAGCCUUUUCCCGCUCUCUCCUUCCUUUAUUAUUCCCGCCAGCAGUCAACCAGACCAGAUUGUUGCCAAUGGAGCCGCCUCCUAGAAAAGAGUUUUAUCAAGGGGAAUAAUCCGCCUCAUUUGUGCUGAAUUAGGACAGCUUUCUUAUAACAGAAAACUCCCAAAUCAUAGCAGGUAAUUACUCUACAGGCAUUUCACUUGAGUUAGGAGGACACAUGAUCAACACCACUAUGUUUACCUUGUGAUCAAACCAUGGAAGUGGCCGCCCAGAACAGUGAUGGCAUUGAAUCACAUUACAUUGUGGCACCGUUUGUUAGAAAUGUGUCAACAUCUACGAUGACAGUGUCACAGAAAAAUCCACAGGCAUGCCACAAAGAUACCUUGUGACCACUGUGCACAUUUCUGUAGGGAACACUGUAGCUGCUUGUGUGUGGACACUGGUGUGAUUGGGUGAUGUUUGACAAUAGCGUAUGUGGAUGAAAGUGUCGCCAUACACAACGUCCAGGCUUCCAGGCUCAAUGAACAAAGGCAGGAUUAGCCAACAGUAAAUGGCAAAAAACAGUUAACCAUUUUCAAGUGUUAUUUUUGUGCAAACCUUUUUUCCCCACACUAAUGACUUCCCACUAAAUUAUUUGCUCAAGUGCGAUCAGGGAAGAUGCUGCAUAUUGCGUGCUGUGACUGUCACUCACUGGAUCUGGGGACCAUGCUCACUCGUCCAAACUGAGCACUAACAUUAGGAGUGAUGGCCUGAACCAGCACACACUCGUAAGCAAGAACUGAGCCAAUCAGAACACACCUGUUAGCUUGCCACAGAAAUUCCUCACCACAUCAGCCACGUUGUUGAUUUCCAAGGAUAGACAAAUCUUUUUUUUAAGUUAUUUUAUAGAAACUAGUAUUAUCCAUGUGUUCGUUUUGCUACAUUAUAUUAACAGUUGUCUGUGUGACUCGAAAACCUGACUGUGAAACUUUUUUAAUGAACUUGACAGAUAUUUAUGCUGUGGAGGUAAUUAUGAUGAUACAGAGUAUCACUGUGAUUGUCCAGCGUUUGUCUCAUCCUGGCAUCGGUCACUAUGCUGAGUGUCCCAUGUUGUAAGAAUGUUUUUAGCUCACCUGGUCCGAAGGACCAUGUUGAGCUUAUGCCAAACUGCAGCGUCCGUCCGUCAACUUUUCCUUUAAAACGCUACUUGUCCUGAGCGGCCAAGUAGAUUUUGACUACAUUUGGUCUCGAGCAUCCUUAGGCCUAGGGAACUUAAUUUUGUAUAAAUGGUGGGUGUGGCCCCUCUGGGGGCAGAAGGGCGGCCCCAAAUAGGGGAAAUAGAGGUAAAACCUUUAAAAACCUUCUUUUACCAUAGGGAUAAAGGGAUUUUAUCAUAAUUUAGUCUGGAGCAUCCUUUGGCCAAGGGGAUAUAGCAUAAACAUAGCAAAUUCUUCAAAAUCCUCCUUUUCCUGUAGAAAUGACCGGAUUUUGUCCAAUUGCAUAUAAAUAUAACCCCUUACUAACCAUGUAAUACAUGUUCACUACCGGCAACAUCUCGCUAUUCCAACUUCAAUUUUGCUAACAUUUCCAGGUGAGCGAUACAGGCCCUUUGGGAGUCUUGUUUAUUGAGUGUGAUGAUGAACAAAAGUGUGGCCUGAGUUGAAAGUGUUGGUACCACCACCUCUACAUUAGUGUGCCAUGUGAUCAUGUCAAUGAUAUCACUGGUGUAGGGCUGUGAUACUGAUGGUACGCUUGUUAUUUAGCCAUCAACCGAUUACUGACAUAUAUAUACUUUGGUCACUUACGUUGCCAAAUCUCCAUGUCAUCGCUUUCAAAUCAUUUAUCAAACAAUUAUGACUUUAAUAGGAGAAGUGCAUGCCAAUAUUUACCUGAAAAUAUCAUGCUGCUCUUGCAUGCAAAAUAUGGUCAUUUGGGAAAUUUCUUACUGCUUCAAGGGGUUUUUCCAUUUUUUAUUCUGACGAGGUAACUAGUUCUGAUGUCUUCAUACUUACAUAUCCAUGAAAGCAGAUUAAAAUUAAUUUCUGUCAAGAUAAAACCAGUCUGCUUGCAGACAAAAAUUAUAGUACAGUACAUUGUUGAUUGGAUUAUAGUUUGUCAAGUGAAAGUAUUGUGGAAAAUUGUCCAGACAUCUAUACUUAUUGUAGACAUACAACAAGAUAGGCAUAAAACAAAUGUCUGGCACAACAGGGUGAUAUAUAAUAUGGAAAUCAAAUAAAACUGUUUAGUUGACAAUGAAAACUCAAGGUGUUUUUUUUAAGUUAUUAAUUUCUCAAACAUUGAAGUGUUCUCCGCUGUAAGAGGCCCGACACAAGUUGGUUUAAUGUUGAAAAAUGAGUUAAGUGGUGUAGCUUCUGCCAACUGGAGUUUGGUACAAGUCUUUCUAAAUCAUCAGACAUCAGUCCUGAUUAUGAACAGACCACCGAUAACUUGACCUAUCUAUAAAGACCAUCACUAAUUCAAAAACAAAAUAAAAAUUACUUGAUUUAUUCAACAGUAAAUUGUGUGAUAAAUAUUUUCAUUUUGGGGAUUGAUCACGGAUUCAAAAAAAUUGCAAUAUUUAUUCAAACACACUUAAGGUAGAGAGUUCCAUCACUUCUCUGUGCUAAAGUUAUUUUCCUAGUAAAUUAAUGUUAUUUCCUCUAUAUUCUUUCAAAACAAGUUAUAGAUUUAUAGGGAGCUAGAACAGUCUAAAAUGUUGCUGAAAUGUAAAAACAUAAAGUAUAUCAUAACUGAUAACGCAGUGGAAAAGAUUAAUCUGCUUUAGAAAUAAAAGAAAUGUUUUUGGGGGAAGAAAGAAAAAUAUUUUUUUGGUACAUAACCCUUUAUAUCAAUUCAAGCAACUCAAAGUUAGAAAAUGCAGAUCAUUGGAGAUAUAACAACAGUACUAAGAUUCUCUAAGCAACGGCUAUCUACCUGUUCACUAAGAAGUUAUAUGAAGUACAAAUACGAUAAAUUAGAAGUGAAUUACAGUAUAGUAAAAGUUGUUGUAUUCCAAACGGUUUGACCAGUUAGACCAGAUUUAUACGUUUAUGAAACAGGAAAGGGCCUAUUGGUCUAAUGUUUUGUAUGCGAGCCUUAAAAAACUUACAAGGCCACAUCAGUAAACAGGCUUCACUCCAGAAAAAUCUGCUUUUGGAAACAGAUGAAGGUGUCUUUUCCCGUACAUAAAAAACACCCAAGGUGGUUAUUGUAGACUGGUGUUAUACCGACGGUAAUCAUCAACAGGUGUUUUUAUUAUAUAUGCAAGUGUUCAUUUUCAAUAUGUCUGACUUUACAUAAUGUUGAUGUUAUAUAAAAUCUCAAGCAGCCUUAAAACAUAUUUUUUCUGUCAGUGAUAUGUUGAUGAGACUUAAAUCAGUACUGUAUUUACAAUCUGCUGUCCAUGGUAACCGAAGACUGGUGUGUGACCAGCAACAACCUCUGAUGCAGUCUCCAUGGUAACUAACAAACCAGUGUAGGUGAUUACACAAGUAUGUAGUCCAAGUGCUAAUGAAAUAAGGAUUUAUUUGACUAUAAAAUUAGUACUUCACUGAUCUUCUAUUCCGUCUUUGCGUAUUGCAGUUAUCUUCUCUUGUGAGCAGGUAUUGAUUGUUACGUCAUUGGUUUGUGUGAGAAAAUUACGUUGUUUUCUCAAAAAUUGAUGAUACAAUCAGUACCUGCUCACAAGUCCAGAUAACUCUGCAAUACGAAAAGACGGAAUAGACUGAUAGUCAUUUGUCGGAAAAUAACACAAAACACAUUUGAUCUAGCAUACCACCAUUAAGAUUGUUGCCGAUGACAGUAUUUUACCAUAGUGAUAUAUGACUGGAACCAAGGGUGAUAGUAAAACUACUGUUGAUAUAAGAAGUUGUAUUUGGGUGAAUAUUUUGCUAUGGCAACUACAAUUUGCAAUGCAGUUGCCAUGAAGGCCCGAUAAAGUGGUGUGGUUGCUAUGGUGAUGUAUGGGUAUGCAAGAGAGAUUAUACGGAUGAAUUUAUCCUGGGAUAGUUACAUGAAAUAAAACACACUUUCUAUCUACAAACCUA
Messenger RNA from Mizuhopecten yessoensis (Yesso scallop), 6624 nucleotides. Its product is annotated as N-alpha-acetyltransferase 15, NatA auxiliary subunit-like. Bases 122 to 2686 code for a protein of 854 amino acids. The record is from RefSeq and is a predicted model, not a curated record. Gene Ontology annotation, cellular component: cytoplasm; NatA complex. The transcript is spliced from 22 exons. Gene Ontology annotation, biological process: N-terminal peptidyl-methionine acetylation. NCBI's taxonomy places the organism in Eukaryota, Metazoa, Mollusca, Bivalvia, Pectinida, Pectinidae. Gene Ontology annotation, molecular function: protein-N-terminal amino-acid acetyltransferase activity; protein binding.